AUGUCCGAAGUAGAUCAGACAUUAAAGAGAAUUGUCGGAAACAAAAGUGUUGACGGCAUUCUUGUUUUAGAUGGAAAAAAUAAAGUUACACAUGCUGCUCUUAAGCAAUUUGAACAGAAUAAAGUUGCCGAAAAAUUAUCACCUUUAAUUGAAAAAGCGCGCUGUAUGGUUCGCGAUCUUGAUCCUACAAAUGAUCUUACAUUCCUUCGUAUACGUGCAGAUAACUAUGAAAUUCUUGUUUCACCAGGCGAUGAUUAUACAUUAAUUGUUUUCCAAAAAGUAACUCCUCUCGAGCUUUAA
This is a messenger RNA of Trichomonas vaginalis G3, 300 nucleotides long. Its product is annotated as dynein intermediate chain binding. Gene Ontology annotation, biological process: microtubule-based movement. Gene Ontology annotation, molecular function: dynein intermediate chain binding. Bases 1 to 300 code for a protein of 99 amino acids. The transcript has a single exon. The record is from RefSeq and is a predicted model, not a curated record. Lineage: Eukaryota; Parabasalia; Trichomonadida; Trichomonadidae. Gene Ontology annotation, cellular component: cytoplasmic dynein complex; cytoplasm.